Phycomyces blakesleeanus NRRL 1555(-) is the source of this 432-nucleotide messenger RNA. RefSeq lists its product as hypothetical. Bases 1 to 432 code for a protein of 143 amino acids. NCBI's taxonomy places the organism in Eukaryota, Fungi, Mucoromycota, Mucoromycetes, Mucorales, Phycomycetaceae. The transcript is spliced from 3 exons. The record is from RefSeq and is a predicted model, not a curated record.
AUGAACCCCGCUGGAUAUGAGACACAUGUCUUUCACAUUAACAUAACAAGCAAUACAACUGAGAACAUUGAGCAACAGGAUGAAGAUGGAGUGACUACGCAGACUAUGCAGAAUACGCAGACUACAAAGGCAACAACCACAGAAAGAACAGAUUGUAGGCAAUCUUUCACAAUUUAUUUUGCAGAAGUCCUGUGGUAUUGCAGCAUGCAAGAGCUUUUCCAUGCUCAAAAUUUGCAGAGAGAUUCAGAACUGUCAAAUACUACCAAUAGAAGCAAUAGAAAGUCAAGCAGAUAUUUCAUCUUAAGUUUCAGAACUGCUAGAAUUAGCUUCAGAACUAGCACAGACACAAGAGCCAGCAUGAAUACAACAACCAGUACUAGUGCUAUAACAAGAAAAAACAUCAGCAUCAAUAUAAAUACUAGAUCCAAAUAG